CUUAUUAUGAAGAAUGCUGAUGGCACCUGCAGCUUAGCAAUGCUUCCAACUGAUGCAAGCGGUUUCGAUAUGGGCCACCAGAUCGAGCUGGGGAUACCGUUUCUUCGCGGUCGCUGCACAUACUUUGACAUGGGACGAGAACGUCUCGGAUUCGCUGACGCUAAAUCGCAUUAG
Strongylus vulgaris is the source of this 174-nucleotide messenger RNA. NCBI's taxonomy places the organism in Eukaryota, Metazoa, Nematoda, Chromadorea, Rhabditida, Strongylidae. The record is from the annotation of a GenBank genome assembly.